CAGUUCAAAUUUAUUUUUAGUUGUUUAAAACAGUAAUGGCUUUAAACCAGAGAUCUUUGAUCAAUACAGCAAGACUUUUUGGGUCUGCUUUGCGACGAUCAAUUUCAACAAAACCAACUGGUAAAUCUUAUGUAGCUCCAAUCAUUGCUGGUUCACUAAUUGCUGGUACUGGUCUUGUAACUUAUACAUUAUCGAAAAAUAACUUCAAGUUUUUCCCAGCUGUCCAUGCAUCUGCUCUCAUAGAAAAAAGAAAAGUUGAGCAAACAUUUAUAAUGAUAAAACCUGAUGGUGUCGCACGUGGUUUAAUUGCUGAAAUAAUCAAGAGGUUUGAGCAAAGAGGUUACAAGCUCGUUGGCUUAAAAAUGCUUGUGCCAAGUGAAAGUUUACUUUCUGUACAUUAUGGUGACUUAAAAGACAAGCCAUUUUAUCCUGGUCUUGUAAAGCAUAUAUCUUCAGGACCAGUUGUUGCUAUGGUAUGGGAAGGAAAAGCUGUUGUUUCACAAGGUAGACAAAUGUUAGGAGAAACAGAUCCCCUUAAAUCUAAGCCAGGAUCUAUUCGAGGUGAUUUUUCCAUUGAUCUUGGUCGCAAUAUUAUUCAUGGCAGUGAUUCUGUUGAAUCAGCUGAGCAGGAAAUAGCUUUGUGGUUUACAAAAGAUGAAAUUGUUAAUUACACUCUGCCUUCUCACUCCCAAGUUUUUGAGAGAGUUUUCUAAAUGUUUUGUUUCUUAAUAUAACGAAAGAAAUAUAA
This is a messenger RNA of Hydra vulgaris (swiftwater hydra), 748 nucleotides long. RefSeq names its product nucleoside diphosphate kinase A. Gene Ontology annotation, biological process: CTP biosynthetic process; UTP biosynthetic process; GTP biosynthetic process. Lineage: Eukaryota; Metazoa; Cnidaria; Hydrozoa; Anthoathecata; Hydridae. The record is from RefSeq and is a predicted model, not a curated record. Gene Ontology annotation, molecular function: nucleoside diphosphate kinase activity.